This is a messenger RNA of Pseudomassariella vexata, 549 nucleotides long. Its product is annotated as pectate lyase-domain-containing protein. The annotation marks the transcript as partial. Lineage: Eukaryota; Fungi; Ascomycota; Sordariomycetes; Amphisphaeriales; Pseudomassariaceae. The record is from RefSeq and is a predicted model, not a curated record. Gene Ontology annotation, molecular function: pectate lyase activity. The transcript has 2 exons. Gene Ontology annotation, cellular component: extracellular region. Gene Ontology annotation, biological process: pectin catabolic process.
CUACAAAUCACCUUUGCCGAGCCAGCAGGGACCAGCGACCUCCCAGCUGUGCAGACCAUUGUGGCGGGCAACUCGUUCUAUGGCGGCAUGUUCCUCUUUGACCGCUCACCCAGGACGCCGCUGCCUUUAUCCACGCGGUCGAAUGUCAUGCUGGGUGCUACUCACAGGGAGGUGGUGCAGUGCUUGGGGACCUGUCAGUUGAAUGAUGUUUGGUGGACAGACGUCUGUGAAGACGCAGCCACAUUCCCACAAACGAGCGGACCAUCAACAGUCAACGACGGCGGGGCCAAGGAUGCCGAGGACAAGGUGUUCCAGCACAAUGGCGGUGGGCUGCUGGAAGUUAAGAACUUGUAUGUCGAGAACAUGGGCUGCAUGUACCAACCUGGCGGGACCUGCGGUGAGAUGCCUGCCCGGGCAUCAACGUUUGAUGACAUUGUAGUCAAUGGGGCGAACAUGGUCACGGGCAUGAAUGGGAACUUUGAGGAUACUACGACAGUUUUAAAUUCUUAUGUUGUUUCGGAGAGCAUUUGUGAGUUGUUUGAGGGGUCC